This is a messenger RNA of Gossypium raimondii (Peruvian cotton), 1089 nucleotides long. RefSeq names its product F-box protein At2g39490. Lineage: Eukaryota; Viridiplantae; Streptophyta; Magnoliopsida; Malvales; Malvaceae. The record is from RefSeq and is a predicted model, not a curated record.
AUGAACUACUUUUCUUCAAGGAAUACACGAAGAUUUCGGUUCCAUUGCAGCGAAUAAUGGCUCUUAUCAGCCAUAAUUGCACCUAACAAUAAGCUUCACCUUCAUUUCUCAGCUGAAAACAUGCCAAAUCCAACACAUUUUGGUUGGCAAAUAGAGUUGAAUAACCCCAAUAAUCUUAGUCAUCAUCAGCCAACUCCCUCUACUUUUUUCGUUAAGACCCUUAAUUUGAUAUCAGUAAACCACCUUAGCAAUGAAGCAGCUUCGUGUAUGGUCUCGAAAUUUGAGCUUCUUGAGAACCUGAAAAUCAUUGGAUGCCAUGGAUUGGAAUCCAUGAGCAUUGCUUCUAAUACAAAGCUUUUGAGCUUAACCAUCUUUGAUUGUCCACACUUAAAAUCUCUCCAUAUUAGAUCCUAUAAACUUAGGACCCUUUUGUAUAGAGGGAAAUUUCCAUGGUUUCUGCCUGAGUUUCAUUUCAACCUUGGAAAUGCCAUGCUUGAUUCUCGGCAAGGACCUGCUUACAAUACCUUCAAAACAUGUGAUUUUGAUCGAGUGCUGCUGACCAUCAAGAAUUCUGAAAUUCUUACCUUGUGCAAAUGGACUUUUGAGGCAUUAAUUUAUUUAUCACUAUCACCAUUUUUCCAAUUUUGUAGACUUAAAGAGCUAUUGUGGAUGGAUAAUUAUUUAAAGGGAUUUUACAAUUGUGAUGCUUUAAUCACAUUCUUAAACUGUCCUUCCUUGGAGCUACUCUUUGUGACUAUUGAUUACAAUAGCUAUGUCAUGCCAAAUGCAACAAAAUGUUCCGAGCAAGUGGGCAGAUACACAAAAUUACAGCAUCUCGGAGGGUUAAAAUUGGAAGGAUUUGACAAUCAAGAAGAUGAGAUUUUAUUGGCCGAACGUUUACAAGGUUUCCGAAGCUUGAUUAAGGUUCCUUCACAUGGCUUUCAACAGCCAACGGUGUCUCAUUCAUUAGUGUCACAAGAUAUGCUUUCUUACAAGUUUGUUCAAGCGAAACACACGAACCAGUUAUGUUCCAAACAUGGUCAUAUGUUUUAUACAGUAAAGUAUUCAUUUCCAACACAAUUUUUAUGA